AUGCCGCUGACAUUCUGCCCGAACUGCAGCAACGCGCUAACCAUCUCCAAGGCCCCCCCGACCUCACGCUACCCAUCGGGCGUCAACCGGUUCGAAUGCCGCACCUGCCCAUAUCAGUAUGCGCUGGACAGGACAUACUAUGAACGCACAGAGAUGAAACGCAAGGAAGUGGCCGACGUGAUGGGUGGGAAGGACGAGUGGAAGAACGCAGAUAACAUGGCCGCCCAAUGCCCCGCCGAGGGCUGUGAUGGUGAUCGUGCGUUCUUUUACCAGCUGCAGAUCAGAAGUGCCGACGAGCCCAUGACAACUUUCCUCAAGGUACCUUUCCUGGCUCUAUACAUCGUGACUCACGCUGACGAUAUGCAGUGCUCGGCUCACCACUGCCAGGCCGUGCAGACGGAACUUCUCCUGUCCCGCAUGCAAAUGCCACCAGCGCCAAGUCCUCACCCACCAGGGUCCAAGGACACCAAGGACACCACCAAGUACAUAAUCAAGUACAUCAAGUACACCAAGUACACGUAA
Molecule: messenger RNA, 522 nt
Organism: Arthroderma uncinatum
Lineage: Eukaryota; Fungi; Ascomycota; Eurotiomycetes; Onygenales; Arthrodermataceae
Product: DNA-directed RNA polymerase III subunit RPC10
Exons: 4
Coding region: 1-522 (173 amino acids)
Biological process (GO): termination of RNA polymerase III transcription; DNA-templated transcription
Cellular component (GO): RNA polymerase III complex
Molecular function (GO): DNA-directed RNA polymerase activity; zinc ion binding; nucleic acid binding
Source: RefSeq, a predicted model, not a curated record